AAGGCUUCCUGGGACAGACUAUUGAGAUGUUGAUGAACAGUGUGGUGCACAGUGGGGAGGAUGCUGUCCCACCUGUGCAGAUCUUCAGAUGCCCCCACGAAGGAUGUGGAGCCACGUUCAGCAGGGAGCGGCGCUUGAGGGAACACCAGAACACCCAUACUGGGGAGCGACCCCUGCAAUGCCCUGAGCCCGGCUGCCACCGCAAAUACUUCAGGAAGUCGCACCUGAGCCGCCACCAAGUGCGUCACACGGGGCAGAAGAGCUUCAGAUGCACGGUCGCGAGCUGCGGCGGGAGCUUCUACGCGCCGGACAAGCUGAAGAGGCACGUGCGGUAUGCGCACGGCGACAAGGACGCGUCUUUCCAGUGCCAUUUCCCAGACUGCACCAUGAUGUUCCGGAAGCGUAAGGCGUACAAGAGUCACCUGAUUGCACAUGGCAUCGCUCCAGUUUUUAAGUGUAAGGCCGAUGGCUGUGCAGCCACGUUUGAGACCUCCUCUGCCUGCAGAGCACAUGGAAAGACUCAUACAGGGUACAGUUGCCCACAGCCAGACUGCCAGAUAGUGACAGACACCUGGGGGAAGAUGUGCAAACACUUGCAGGAGCACACAGUUACAUACACCUGUAAGGAAUGCCAGAAGAGCUUCGGGAAACGUGGUGCACUACGGCGCCACAAGCGCAGUCAUGGUUUGCAGAAGCCGGUGCUCCGCUGCACCAGCCCAGACUGCAAGGCCUACUUCACCACCACCUUCAAUCUGCAGCACCACAUCCGCAAGGUCCACCUGCAGCUGCUAAAGUACCCUUGCAAUUAUCCAGAGUGUUCGCGUGCCUUUGCCAUGCGUGAGAGCUUGAAUAGGCACCUUUUGCACCAUGACCCUAGUAGCUACAAACUGAAGAGGCAGCGGAGGGUCAACAAGAGCUGGCGGAAGCGUCUGGAAAGACACAAGCAAUGGCCCUUGGUGGAGGAUGACCUGAGCAACUUAUUUGCCUUGCGCAUGCGGCUACCACGCUGCCUGAUGCUGGAAGCCAACUUGACGAGGCUCUUCAAUGAGCGUCUGAUUCCACACCCCGUGGAGCCUGAGGUCAACCUGCGUGACCUUUUCAACCUGAAGCCAGACCAUGCACUGGAUGCAACCCAGCCCUCAUUUUAAACUCAACAGGGCAGAAGUCAUUCAGCUUCUGAGUCUAAAACAUGGCAGUGCCUUUUGAUUGAAAAUGAUUUUUAGUUAAAUUCACUAGAGAAUUGAAUUUGCAGCUGUGGUUUAUAGCUGAGCUUUAUUUUUGACAUGCUUCCAUUUGUUGGAUGACCCCAAUAAAGAAUUACCUCCGGUACUGGUAAA
This is a messenger RNA of Scleropages formosus (Asian bonytongue), 1337 nucleotides long. RefSeq names its product P43 5S RNA-binding protein (gene 42sp43). The record is from RefSeq and is a predicted model, not a curated record. Bases 27 to 1148 code for a protein of 373 amino acids. Lineage: Eukaryota; Metazoa; Chordata; Actinopteri; Osteoglossiformes; Osteoglossidae. Gene Ontology annotation, cellular component: nucleus. The transcript is spliced from 9 exons.